This is a messenger RNA of Momordica charantia (bitter melon), 2535 nucleotides long. Its product is annotated as phosphatidylinositol:ceramide inositolphosphotransferase 2. The record is from RefSeq and is a predicted model, not a curated record. Gene Ontology annotation, cellular component: plasma membrane; Golgi membrane; endoplasmic reticulum membrane. NCBI's taxonomy places the organism in Eukaryota, Viridiplantae, Streptophyta, Magnoliopsida, Cucurbitales, Cucurbitaceae. Gene Ontology annotation, biological process: ceramide biosynthetic process. Gene Ontology annotation, molecular function: ceramide cholinephosphotransferase activity; inositol phosphoceramide synthase activity; sphingomyelin synthase activity.
UUUUUCAAAUAACGCGUUGUCGCCUUUCUUAUUCAAAUACUUCGCCUUCGCUGGCUUCUCUUCUUCAACGUAAUCUCUGAUUUUUUUUUUCUUUUAUCUUUUACUCAACAGAUCUCGUUUCCUCCUUUUCGAAUUUGAUUUUCAGUCUAUUAUUCCAACCCAAGUAUUGAAACGAAUCGAUUAAGUUUCUGAUUCCUCCCGAUUGCUUCUAUUUUGGUUGUUGGAGGCUCUGGUUGUUCCUUCUUUUUUUGGAGGGAAAUUAAACAUUUCUGCCGUGGUUUAAGAUUUCAGAGGCGAUUUCCGUCGAGGGGUUUUUUUUUUCCUCUCUUAAUUUUAUUUGUUUUCGCGAUGAUCGAUGUUGGGUUUACGAGGUUGAUUCUGGAGUAAUAUGGAAUUGGCUGUUCCACGAAGAGAAAAUGAAUCUUUACAUUGGCCGGGAAUCUUCAAAGCUAUGGAAAAGAGUCUGUGCAGAGACCUCCACGGAGAUCAUCCUUCUCGUAGAGAAUUGGAAAUACCUUCUUGGGGGGCUCAUUUGUCAGUACAUACAUGGUUUAGCUGCUAGAGGAGUUCAUUAUAUACAUAGGCCUGGACCAGUACUUCAGGACGUUGGUUUCUUUCUUCUUCCGGAGCUCGGACCUGACAAAGCUUACAUCAGUGAAACUUUGUUUUCUUUCAUCUUUAUAUCAUUUGUCUUGUGGACCUUCCAUCCUUUCAUUCUCAAAACUAAAAWGAUCUACACAGUUCUGCUAUGGUGCAGGGUUCUAGCGUUUUUAGUUGCUUCUCAAAUCCUUCGUAUUGUAACAUUCUAUUCAACCCAACUUCCUGGUCCGAACUACCAUUGCCGUGAGGGUUCAAAACUUGCCACGUUGCCUCCCCCGAAAAGCAUACUCGAAGUUUUCAUAAUCAAUCUUCCAAGGGGUGUAUUGUUUGGUUGUGGAGACUUAAUUUUCUCAUCGCACAUGAUCUUUACUCUUGUUUUUGUGCGCUCGUAUCAGAUAUAUGGUACUCAAAGGUUCAUAAAGCAGUUGGCCUGGUUACUCGCUAUAGUACAGAGCUUCUUGAUUGUAGCCUCGCGCAAACAUUACACUGUUGACGUUGUAGUAGCAUGGUAUACAGUGAACCUGGUUGUAUUCUUUGUUGAUAAGAAGUUACCAGAAUUGCCCGACCGAACCAGUGUCGCUGCAUCUACAUUAUUACCAUUGAGCACAAAAGACAGAGACACCAAGACAAAAGAUGAGAAUCAUAAGCUCAUCAAUGGGAACUCCGGGGACCCUGCAGAUAGGAGAUUAAGAACUCAAGUCAAUGGCAAGAUUGUUGAAGAGGGAACUGCAGUUCACAUCAAUACUUCCAUGAAUGGUGGUGCAUAGGAGGGGCAACAGUAAGUUCUCCAAACGGGCCUGGAAAAAGAUUUAUAUGAGAAACUGCUCAAUCUUUGAUUUAGGAGGGUUGGAUGAAUCUGGUUGUGAAUCUGUAUCUGGGAUAGGUGAAAUUAGUAGUUUAACUCUCUUUUAACCCCCACCCCGGAAAAAAAAAAGAAGGAAUCAAAAAGGAAAAAGAAGUAAUUUGAGUUAUGUGCUUCUUUGACAAUUUUGCAGCAUCCUUUUUUCUACUUCUUAUCUGCCUUAAACAGUGCAUUAAAUGGAUCAAAAGUUUGAGAGUUUCCACUGUAAAUAUGUGAGGAAAUGGACAAAAGAUUUUGAAGAAUGCAUCAUCAUCUGAUUCUGAUAGGUACACAACAUGCAUAAACAGGGUGGAAGACAAUGUGGUGGCAGUGGGGGCCCACAUACAGAAAGAUAGCAAGAACAGCAAACGUUGCAAUUUGAAAAGUUUGAUGAAAUAACAUGCGGGAGAGCACAUGAUGUUCCUUUUAUGAUGAGGAUCUCUGGCAUGUGCUGUCCCAGCAAAAUUAAUGCCCUUUUUUCUUUUUCUUUAUUUUUCCUGCCCAUCCCCACCUCCAAACCAAAUCUUUCUCUGUAGGCAAGCUUUCUUUCUUUCUUUCUUUCUUUCUUUUUUAAUAUUAUCAAUGAGAAUGGUAUAAAACAUCACACUCUCACAGGUGAUUUGUUUUCAUUUUAAAAGCAAGCUGGCUCUCAAUCACGUGCCCUUUCUUUUUUCUCACAUUGGCUGGGGGUGAUCUACAAGUUAUUUAUUCUUUUUGGACCAAAUCCAUUAUGUUCAAUCAAAAUACGUUUUCUCUGAUCUUUUUUACCAAUGUAAUUGGGGUCAAACUCUUGAUGGGUUCUUUAUACCAACCGAUUGAGACACGACGUAAGUGAAGAAGAGUAUAAAUAGUGUAUAUGUUGGAAAGUGGUUCGAGUUAUACCUCYAGCGGGAAGAAGUACAAAGAUUAGAAGUUGUUCUUUUUUUCUAAAACAAACUGUAGCUGUCUGAAUCAAGCUGGGUGUCACCUCCAAAAGUACUGAAGAGAAAAGGAGAAAACAUGAAGCAUCUGUCUAGUUUUUCAUGGAUCCAAGACUGAGUUUACAGCAAAGCUUGGGUUUGUUUUAAUGGCGGAUAUGGUUGGACACUUGACAU